UAAAUACAUUAUAUAUAUUAUUAUUUUCUUAUGCAUAUCUGCACUACAGAAUGCAUUUUCAAACAAGUAGGGUGUGAAGUGGUUGCACACUUGUUUCUAGCUGGGACUUAAACUAUUUUUUUCAGCAAAAUCACUGUUGUACAGCGUGUACCUGAAAUAGCCCCUCAAAACAUCGAAAACGAGUCAAAAGGUGUUCGUCGGGUUCACCCGAGGAUAAUGGCGGUGUCAGCUCAGGUUGGUAUUGGCUUGACGUGUGUACUGCUUGCAUUUGUGUAUCAGUGGCUCCCUAGCACUGACUAUUCUUCAAUUGUCACAGAUGAAAUAUCUGACGAAUAUGACUACAUCGUUAUCGGUGGUGGAUCGGCAGGUUCCGUAGUCUCGUCGAGGCUAUCCGAAGAUAGUGACACUUCCGUUUUGUUAUUAGAGGCAGGGGCACAUUUUAUUGAUAGUCCACUGACGCACACACCACUUACCUGGGUACCUCUUCAGCAUUCCGAAUAUGACUGGGAAUAUUAUACGGAAAAACAGACACAAUGCUUUCAAGGAAUGCAAAACAACAAAGGGUACUGGCCGCGUGGCCGUGUACUCGGAGGUUCGGGAAUUCUAAAUGGAAUGCAGUAUACACGUGGAAGCAAGUUUGAUUAUGACGAAUGGGCAGCUGACGGAUGUGAUGGAUGGAGCUAUGAAGACGUUCUUCCUUAUUUUCUGAAAUCAGAAGAUGUCCAGAUUGAAAAAUUAAAAUCUUCGAAAUAUCACAGUAGUGGAGGACCGCUUGCUGUUUCUUACAGUGCACCUACAGAACUAACUAAUCUGUUCAUGAAAGUUGGAGAAGAACUUGGCUAUCCGAUAACGGAUUACAAUGGCGAAGAUCAAGAAGGAUUCAGUGUCAUUCAAAGUAAUGUGCGGGAUGGAGUUCGUAGCAGUACAAGUCUUGAAUAUCUUGCAAAAAUUGGCAAGAGAAAUAAUCUUGACAUUGCUAUCAAGGCUUUGGUUGCUAAGAUUGACAUUAAAAAUGAUAAAGCGGUUGGCGUUUUCUAUAUAAAAGACAAUAAGAAGUAUUAUGUGAAGGCAAAGAAAGAAGUCAUCUUAUCGGCAGGUGCUAUAAAUUCACCGCAACUACUAAUGUUAUCAGGAAUUGGCCCAAAGGAGCACCUUCGUGAAAUGGGGAUACCUGUAAUAAAAGACCUACCUGUUGGGAAAUAUUUAAAAGAUCACCAACUUGUAACCUUUCUUUCUCCUAUCAACAAACCAUACGGUCUUACAAAGAAACAAAUGAUUAGCCGAUGGUCGCAAUUUCAGUAUGAUUGGUUCAAAAGUGGACCAUUGGCGAGCACUGGUCUCGACGGAUCUGCAUUCUUGCAUUUGAACAAAUCCGAUCGCGGAAAAACAUAUCCCGAUAUUCAAGUCAUAUUUUUCAGUUUCCUUUUUACCGAUAAUCUCGCAAGCCUUAAAGACGAAAUAGCCGAUGAGUAUAUUCAAAAAGACGAGUCUCUUCAUGGUUUAAGCACGACAGUGUGUUUAACUCAUCCACAUAGUACUGGAAACCUUAAGUUACGCAGUACUGAUCCAUUCGAUCCUCCUUUGAUAGAUCCACAAUAUUUCACAGAUAAAAGAGAUGUAGAAACAAUGAUUGGAGGCAUUCGAUUAUGGGAACAAUUUACAGAGACAAAUACAUUUAAAGAACUUGGUGUUGACAUUAAUAAAGCGAAAUACACGUUCUGUUCGGAGUUUGAAUUUCGGUCAGAUGAGUACUGGGAGUGUUUUAUCCGCCAUAUUUCGUCUACGGAAUAUCAUCAUGCCUGCACUUGUAGAAUGGGUGGGGAAAAUGAUCCUUUAGCGGUAGUUGAUACACAGUUACGUGUAAAAGGCAUUAAAGGACUUAGGGUAGUAGAUGCAUCUGUUCUACAUAACGUAACAUCUGGUAAUACCAAUGCUCCUACAAUAAUGGUCGCAGAAAAGGGAGCAGAUAUUAUACGAGGGAAAGACACUGUUGAAAAAUACCGAAAACAAUUAUAAAUUUAAACAUCCUUGUUGAAGAACUCAAAUAUGUUAAUAUGCUUAUUGUGUAUGUCGCUGAAUUAUUGUAACCGCCGGGUUUGGCAUAGGCGGGAUUAUGUUGACAUGAUUUUCAUCUAUGUCAUGAUUUUUACAUGCAGUGUAUCGGGUAUAAAGAAAGUUGUUAUUUUGUUUUGUUCAGAUCAGUUUAAGUUGAGAAAAGUAAUAGGAAUUAUUAAGUAAAAAUUAAAUAAAUAAAAGUUUAAAGAAG
Molecule: messenger RNA, 2266 nt
Organism: Ruditapes philippinarum (Manila clam)
Lineage: Eukaryota; Metazoa; Mollusca; Bivalvia; Venerida; Veneridae
Product: L-sorbose 1-dehydrogenase-like
Exons: 2
Coding region: 217-2016 (599 amino acids)
Molecular function (GO): flavin adenine dinucleotide binding; oxidoreductase activity, acting on CH-OH group of donors
Source: RefSeq, a predicted model, not a curated record